Thecamonas trahens ATCC 50062 is the source of this 216-nucleotide messenger RNA. RefSeq lists its product as uncharacterized. The record is from RefSeq and is a predicted model, not a curated record. The transcript is spliced from 2 exons. Bases 1 to 216 code for a protein of 71 amino acids. NCBI's taxonomy places the organism in Eukaryota, Apusomonadida, Apusomonadidae.
AUGGCUGAAUACGUCAACUACCUCAAGGAGCGGGCGUUCAACGAGCCGCGGCUCAUCGCUGCCGCUGAUGACGUCGAUGAGGUUGUGGGUGAGAGCCACGCAAGGCACAACGCAAGUGUGAUGCCCAUGGACGGCGUUACCUUCUUCAAUUUGGAUGAGCUUGACCACGACGAAAUCCGCAUUGCUACCAUGUUUGUGGCUCCAGCCAAGUCCUAG